Coregonus sp. 'balchen' is the source of this 327-nucleotide messenger RNA. The record is from the annotation of a GenBank genome assembly. NCBI's taxonomy places the organism in Eukaryota, Metazoa, Chordata, Actinopteri, Salmoniformes, Salmonidae.
AUGUUGGACCCGUCCUCCAGCGAAGACUCGGGGGGAGAAAUUGACGAAGACACUGAAGUUCCAAAAGAUCCCCCCAAAAAGCCUUCGACUUCCUCGGGGCAAGGAGGUAAACAUAAACGACCACCUGCGGACCAACCACAAGCCGAAAGUCCUUCUGCCGGAGACGAGCAGAAAAAUGAGAAGGAAAGACUUCAGAAAGAGGAAGCUGAGAGGAAAAGUAAACUACAGAUUUAUGUAUUUGUGUUGCGAUGUAUAGCAUACCCUUUCAAUGCCAAACAACCCACGGAUAUGGCACGCAGGCAACAGAAGGUGAGUGAUCGCAAAUAA